Glycine soja is the source of this 1397-nucleotide messenger RNA. Its product is annotated as purple acid phosphatase 3-like. The record is from RefSeq and is a predicted model, not a curated record. Lineage: Eukaryota; Viridiplantae; Streptophyta; Magnoliopsida; Fabales; Fabaceae. The coding region runs from base 213 to 1220 and encodes 335 amino acids. The transcript has 7 exons. Gene Ontology annotation, molecular function: ferric iron binding; acid phosphatase activity; ferrous iron binding.
UUGCGUUAUUUAGAGAGAAAAUUAACUUGUUCAAAUUCUUAAUUACCCUGUGGAAUUAUAGGGUCCACCAAGAUUGAGUUGAACAACUCUAUUAUUUUUUUAACUAUUGGAUAUGCUAUUAAGAUCCAUUUUGCACAUCAACUAGAGAGUUUUUUUAUUAUUUUCUUAUAUAAAUUUAAAUUGUGCUACAAGUGAAGAGUUGGAAACAAAAGAUGGCAGGUUUGGGAAUAUGGAUGGGUUUCGUUAGCCUGUGUCUUCUGUCUGUAUCAGUAUCAGGUCUGCUCCAACGCCUAGAGCACCCUGUCAAAGCUGAUGGCUCACUUAGCCUUAUGGUCAUUGGAGACUGGGGAAGGAAAGGAACAUACAACCAAUCUCAAGUUGCCACUCAGAUGGGAAGGGUUGCUGCAAAGUUAAAUAUCGACUUUGUGAUAUCCACUGGAGACAAUUUCUACGAUGAUGGAUUGACUGGUAUAGAUGACCCUGCAUUUGAAAUUUCCUUCUCAAAAAUCUACACUGCCAAGAGCCUCCAAAAGCAAUGGUAUAGUGUGUUGGGCAACCAUGACUACAGGGGUGAUGUUGAAGCUCAAUUGAAUCCAAUCCUUCAGAAAAUUGAUCCUAGAUGGAUCUGCCAAAGAUCAUUUAUUGUUGAUACUGAAAUUGCUGAGUUCUUCUUCAUUGAUUCAACACCUUUUGUGGACAAGUAUUUUCUUAAGCCAAAGGACCACAAGUAUGACUGGAGAGGAGUGCUUCCAAGGGAAAAAUAUUUAUCAAAGCUCUUGAAGGAUCUGGAAAUAGCAUUGAAGGAUUCUACUGCCAAGUGGAAGAUUGUUGUGGGGCAUCAUCCUGUAAGAAGCAUAGGACAUCACGGUGACACCAAAGAGCUCAUAAGACAGCUCCUGCCAAUUCUUGAGGAAAAUAAUGUGGAUAUGUACAUUAAUGGGCAUGACCAUUGCUUGGAACACAUAAGUAGCAGAAGCAGUGAUGAGUGUUGUUGCAGCCAAAUCCAAUUCUUAACCAGUGGUGGAGGUUCAAAGGCAUGGAAAGGAGACAUGGAUAAAGAUAAGAAAGAUGGGAUCAAGUUUUACUAUGAUGGACAAGGAUUUAUGUCCGUGGAGCUGGAAGAAACCAAUGCCAAAGUUGUUUAUUUCGAUAUUUAUGGGAAAGUUUUGCAUGUUGUGAAUCUGCCCAAGGGGUUAGGUACUUCUGUCUCUGCCAUAUAGAAGAUGUUUUCGUGUUUCAGUGGUUGCAAAAGGAAACGAUAGUUAUGUUUUUGCAUCCAUUAAUUAUUCCACAAAACAAAACCAACGCUCUGUCUUUAACUCCUUUGUUUUAUUCCAUAUUAAUGAAGUGCGGAGAUGGCUGCUAUUGUAUUAUAUAUGUCUCCAAUUAAUUUUUAA